AUGGGAUCAGCGAGCAACAAAAAUCAAAAUGGCAUAUGCAUUAAAUCGAAUACAGCACAUCUUAUAUCGUUAGGCAAUUCGAGACUCUCGACGGAAGUUACACUUUUUGAGAUUUUAGGUAAUCUGACUAUUGGAGCGGGAGAUAGUUGCGAUAUAGUAUUAAAAGGUGCUGGAAUAUUAGACGUACAUUGCCGUUGUUCAAGAAAAGAAGUGACAGAUGGUGAGAAGAGUGACGAGAAUUUAGGAGACGUGACAAUCACCCCAUUUGAGAGUGCGAAAGUUUAUGUCGAGGAGAGGUUGCUAAUUAGCAACGAUGAAUAUGUCCUUCAACAAGGAGACGUCAUAAGACUCGGUGAAUCAGUUUUGUUACGAUUUAAUUUUCCAGCCAAGGCUGCAAUAUUGAAAAGUAAUGCUAUGGAGCAUAACAAAAAAACAAUUAGUGAUAAUUAUGAGGUUUUGAAGAAGAAUCUCAAUACGAAUUGUGUGAAUUUUACAGAGUUCUCAAACAGUUCCGAUAAGACGCUCAAUAAUAACGUGAAAAUCACAGAUAAAAUGAAAAAUUUGAAAAUGAAGGGCAAUGAUUCAUAUCCUAAAAUUAGUAAUCUUCAAGUUUUUCCCGUCACAUCGAAAAGUAUUGAAAACUGUUCAAAUCUGUCAAACGGCACGGCCAAUAAUAAUAUUGAUGAAAUGCAACAGCUAGAAGAUGUGCUCAAAAUGUUUGUUGAAUAUAAUAAUAAUAAUGGAUGUAGCAGCAGUGAAGCUGUUAACCAGUCAAGCCGGAAUAAUAUAUUGCAAACAAGUUCCGAAAAAAUUAAUAUCACACACCAGAAUCGAAUUAAAACAAAUGGUUCACUUCCAAAGAAUUUCAACACAAAAGAUCACGCACAAAAUCAUUUUGAGUUUUACGAAAGCGAAUCAUCGCGAGCAACUGACGAUAUUGAAGUUUAUAAGAAGCCACAAAGUCCUCGAACGCGAAUCAAAACCUUCGUAUCGUCUCCGACAAGCAAUUCUUCGACGAAGAGCUUAUCACCAACUGAUAACAAUGAUAAAAGCUACGAAUAUGAUAAGAAUAGCACAAGUAAUGAAAAAGACUAUGAAAAGUUGAUAAGGAGCUUUGAAGAAAAAUUUAGAAUGGAUAUUUACAAUAUACAGCAUUGCGAGAAUUUGAAUCAUAUUGACGUGCGAAGCAACAUCGCGGACAAUAAUAAUUUACACUCGAAUAAUUCACUGAAUGGUGAAAAAAACGAGAUCUUAGCAAAAAUACGAGAACUCAAAAUAUUGAUAUCAGAUAUCCAAUUUCAAGAGAGUGAGACAUUUCUCGAGUCUGACGUUGAAAAGUCACUAGUUUGGGCUGAAAUGUCUAACGAGAAAACAAACCUGGCAUUGCUCAACGAGAAAUUACAAGCAAUUAAGGCAAAAAUGAAACAAUUGGAAAUGACUCGACUGAAGAGACAGAAACAACAAGAAAUACAGCAAAUAAAGCUCAAAAAUACUAUUAAAGAUAAAGAAGCAGAGAUCAAAAUGCUGGAAGAACAAAAGGGAGUCUCAAUUAAAACGGAAAGUCGACUUGAUGAGUUGCAAGAAAGUUUGGAAUCUGACAUAAAAACUUAUGAAGACUUGGAAUUUCAUUAUUUGGAAGAGGAAACAGAUUGGGCUUCAUUGAUGGAAGAAUAUAAAGAGAACAUUAGCAUGUUCACAAAGCAAAUAGAAGACAAGAAGAACUACAUUCAUCAACUUGAACAGACAAGUCGCGACAACGAAAGUUCAACGCAAAAUGAUCAAAAAACAUUGGAAACGAAACUAUUUAAUCUCAAACAAAAAUUAGAAAAUGAGCGUGAAAAGCUCAAGAACAUAGACAAGAUAUUGUCAAGUAAAAUAGCGCCAGUGACUGAACCAAAUUCUAUACAAAUAUCAAACAACAAUACAAGUAGUGCCUUUGAUGGUGAUAAAUCAUUUAAUAAUAGCAUAGUGGCAACAUCAUCAGACAUAAUGUCAAAAAGCUUUAAUGAAAACAUGUUCUUUAAUCGGAGUAAAAUAGAAGUAUCAUAUUUUGACUUUAGCAUGACAACGGAAAGUUUACCGAGAAAUUCUAAAAUUGUACCGAAUUCCUCGCCGGAAAGGAAGCAAGUUGUAAGCGCUACAACACCAAAGCGAGUCAUGGAAUCUGAUUUAAACGAUUCACCUCUCAUGAUGCCAAAGUAUCACUCAUUAUCAUCAAUUAAUUAUGUCAAUGACAAUAAUAAUAGCCAGAAAAAAGUUAUUGUACCAAUUAUGAAUGGAAAUGUCAAAAAUGAUGAGAAUAGACAACGGCCAUCAACCUCCUCCUCGUCAUCAUCAUCAUCACGUAAUGCUGUACAGUUACGAACUUUACCUAAACAGAAACGACCUCUAACGCAAUUCUUGCCAAAUUUUCAACUCGAUUUUAAUCUUAGAAAACAUAUCGAGACAGCGGGUCAUCAAAUACAAUUAUGUCCUCACAUUAUAAUUGAUGCGACAAGCUGUCGCGGAUAUUUAAACAAAGUCGGUUCAAAGCCAUUAUUUUCGAAUUUAAGAGCCAAUACACGAUGGUUUGUGUUUGAUCGAGAGAAGCAAAUGUUUGUUUAUUACAGUGAUAAAGGCGAAAAGAAGCCACGAGGAGGUGCAUAUUUUAAUGCCAUUAGUGACGUCUAUUUUGAUCAUUCAAUCACCUUGAAACGUACUUUUAUUGUAAAGACCAAAACUCGAACAUUUACACUGCAAGCACCGUCUACGCAAGCCUGCUCUAUAUGGAUUGAUGUUAUUAUCACGGGCGCUCAAGGAAAGAUAUUCGAAUAUGAGAAAUAG
Messenger RNA from Chironomus riparius, 2823 nucleotides. The record is from the annotation of a GenBank genome assembly. Lineage: Eukaryota; Metazoa; Arthropoda; Insecta; Diptera; Chironomidae.